Molecule: messenger RNA, 1601 nt
Organism: Exophiala viscosa
Lineage: Eukaryota; Fungi; Ascomycota; Eurotiomycetes; Chaetothyriales; Herpotrichiellaceae
Product: 2-dehydropantoate 2-reductase
Exons: 1
Coding region: 255-1259 (334 amino acids)
Biological process (GO): pantothenate biosynthetic process
Cellular component (GO): cytoplasm
Molecular function (GO): 2-dehydropantoate 2-reductase activity
Source: RefSeq, a predicted model, not a curated record
GUAAGAAAAUGGCAGGACUGAAAGGUGCCAGGUCCGUGGGGAGAGGGUGAUGCUUGCAGAAAACAAGUCACUGAGAGAAGGCCACGCACGAGCAUCCUUUGAUGUAGACGUUGUGUGGCGUACGAGGAAUUGAUCGACCGGUGCUGUCCCAGGAAGUGUGCAGGGCCAGUCCAAGACCCUUUGAGGGUUUCUCAUACUGAAAGCCGUUACCCGACCAUCCGCUUCACGACCCCCUCGUUGAAGACUGUUUGAGAAUGCUUAACGUCUGCCUCAUCGGCGCCGGCGGCGUGGGAACAUGUGCAGCAUACGUCCUCGAGAAGUCCAUGAGGUGCCACGUCACGGCAGUCCUACGAUCCAACUAUGCUGUCGUUCAGAAAGAAGGCUUUGAUAUCGACUCAGUCGAUCAUGGCCAAAUCCGAGGCUGGAAGCCACACAGAGUAACCCCCUCCCUUUCUUCCGCAACGACCGACCAACCCUACGACUUCAUCGUGAUCACCACCAAAGCCAUCCCCGAACUCGCCGCCUCACUGAUCCCCGGCCUGAAACCACUCAUCACACCCUCAAAGACCAGCCUCGUGCUCAUCCAGAACGGCUUGGCUAUCGAAGAACCCUUCGCGUCCGCGUUCCCCGAGACCCCUGUUCUUUCAGGCCUGAGCAUGAUCGGAUCGAGAACGACAUCUCCUCGAACCGUCUUCCAAGAAGAUCCCGACCAGCUCAGGAUAGGCCCCUACUAUCACCACGUCGAUAGCCUUCAAAAGUCGACGCAGCUCGACGCUGCACGCCUGUUCGUCGAGACGUACAGCGCUGGCCUCUCCGACACGAAAUCUGGAGCUGAGUGCGUCCUAGCCGAAGACAUUAUCGCCGCUCGCUGGCGCAAAUUGCUGUGGAACGGCUCUUUCAACACCAUCUGUGCCGUCACCAGGAUGUCGGUCGGCGAAGUCCUUUCGAGUCCUGGUCGCACCACCCUUCUUGAGCCCGCGAUGCGUGAGAUCGCCGCGAUAGGCACCGCAGCGGGCUAUGGAGACACAGUGUCGGAAGAUGUAGUGCAGUUUCUGCUGCAUGAUACGCCCGAUAGCAGCCCCUUCAGACCCAGUAUGUUGGUGCAUCUGGAGAAGGGCCAGCCACUGGAACUCGACGUCAUUUUGGGGGCGCCUCUUCGGGUGGCGAGGGAGAAGGGUGUGAGUACGCCGGUACUUAGUCAGGUGUAUGAGCUGUUGAACGUUGUUCAAUGGCAUUUACUGCGGCGGCAAACACCGUAAAGGGUUGCCUGUCCGACGCCUGAGAAUGGAUGCCGUAGGUUUUGGAGGGCAUCAUUGAUGCGGUCAUGGUUGACAGUGUCCUACCAGCUGACCACCGACCAAGGUGCAUGGAAGGAUUGGCGCUUUCUGAGCAGGAGCGAUACAUACACUUAUAAUUGUGAAGAUGAGGUCAGAAUUCAUGGCAUGUUAGGUCUGACUGCGUCCAGACGGACUCGAACAGCCACUUCAAAGUUCCCCAGCUGCAGACCGAAGCCUGCAGAGUCUGACGCAAGACCCUCCUACUCCGUCUAGAUUUGCAGCAGGGUCAUAUUGCAUGGUGUCCCCUUAUGAAUCAUACCUAAU